AGGGCCUUCACGUCCGACGUCCUAUCUACUUCCGGGUCAUGACCUCCUGUCCUCCCUGAGGUGAAGAGCGGCUGGUGCUGGGGCCCGGCUUUUUUUCCUGUCGGAGUUUUCUUCUCCCCGGGAUUGGAGUGGCACAUUUUUCCAACUGUAGUCCAUGAACUGCACAAGCUACCCUUAACUCAAGAUGCAUCCAGACUUGUCUCCUCAUCUGCACGGUGAAGAAUGUAACCUAGUUAUCAGUCUGCUCAAAGAGUGUCACAAAGAGCACAACUUUUUGAGAUUUUUUGGCCACUGCAAUGACCUUGACCGUGAGAUGCGGAAAUGCUUAAAGAAUGAGUACCAAGAAAACCGAGCCAAGAGCAGGGCACAUGCUGAAGAGAUGCGGCAGAGGCUCACUAAUGCUUCAAAACACUCUGAGAGCUGAGCUAUGUUGCAGCUGGAUGGUUAUAAAUCAUAUGGACAUUUGGCUGAAAGCUGAAGGAACAUAUCUUGUUUUGUCUUCUGUGCACUUGAAUAUAAAAAGCUAUUUACUCAACUGCUAAUGUUUGUAAUAAAAAUUGCUGAAGUUUACACUUAUUACUGACAAGAUACUUUAAUUGUUUGGUGAGAGAUUUAGUGGAAUAUAACUGAUAUUUCUAGGGUUGCCAUAGUGCAAACAAUACUUACAGUUGAGAGGAAAACAGGGUUAAAUAAAAAUAAUAAGCAUGUUCUGUGGUUGGGCUCCUAAUACAAGACAAGUUAUAAGCUGGGACCUUUAAGUAAAAUAAACUGGACAAAAAAUCUUAA
Messenger RNA from Dermochelys coriacea (leatherback sea turtle), 786 nucleotides. RefSeq names its product C-X9-C motif containing 2 (gene CMC2). The record is from RefSeq and is a predicted model, not a curated record. Bases 185 to 424 code for a protein of 79 amino acids. NCBI's taxonomy places the organism in Eukaryota, Metazoa, Chordata, Testudines, Dermochelyidae. Gene Ontology annotation, cellular component: mitochondrion. The transcript has 4 exons.